AUGAUAUAUAAUAUAUCACUGACAAAAUGUCAACACUGGACAAAAUUCGCAGAAUUUACGAAGUUCUGGAGACACAAAAAAAGUUUGAUCGAGUUCUUAAGAAGGUUAAAAUAGUUGCUGCUGAACCAGGUAAAGUUGUCGCAGAGUUAAUUGUAGAAGAAGAACAUCAAAAUGCUAGUGGUACUUUGCAUGGUGGAUUUACAGCUACAUUAAUUGAUGUUUUGACAUCAUUGGCAUUAGUGAGUGGAGAAAAUGGUCGUCCUGGAGUCAGUGUUGAUCUGAAUGUCAUGUAUAUUGGAACUGCAAAGAUUGGAGAUCUUGUGACAAUCACUGCUGAGGCUUUGAAAGUUGGCAGGACCAUGGGUUUUGCUACAGCCGAACUGAAACUACCAGAUGGUAAACUUGUUGCCAGGGCUAACCAUACAAAGCACUUAGGACCAUCGCUCUGAGCACCAUAUAAAUUUAAGGCUUUGACUGUAUCUCAACAAAAAGGUGAUGUUCAUGAUAUCAUCUGAAAGUGUCAUUCCAUAUAAGCCUUAAAAAUACUCCAAAUUACCAAGUAUAAAGAGGAAAAUUUGUUGGGGGGAGGAGGGAGUUUAUUGCUUUUUAAGGAAGAGAAAGGACUAGAAAAUAGAAUAUUAUCAACAAACUAAA
This is a messenger RNA of Xenia sp. Carnegie-2017, 654 nucleotides long. RefSeq names its product acyl-coenzyme A thioesterase 13-like. Lineage: Eukaryota; Metazoa; Cnidaria; Anthozoa; Malacalcyonacea; Xeniidae. The record is from RefSeq and is a predicted model, not a curated record. The transcript has 3 exons. The coding region runs from base 27 to 449 and encodes 140 amino acids. Gene Ontology annotation, molecular function: fatty acyl-CoA hydrolase activity.